UAAAUACUUUAAGAAUAAUGAUAUCAAAGAAGAUAUGGAAAUGCUGUGGGGGUCGCAUUAUAAGUUGACAUUUAAAUGUAUCAUUUGUAUUCGGGUAUUACUGAUUGUAAAGGCAUAUUUGAGUAGCUAGUCUUUCGUAAUCAAAAUUGCGACUGGAAAUCAGAAAUUGAAAUGUAUAUAACUGGACUCGUACCCUUUGAUGUUCAGAUUGCCUACUGAUUGGUUAAUCUGAAUUUUCGAAGGAAUGAAACUCUUUUGGAGAAAUAUAACUGAAAUGUUGGAAUUAAACAUUAUUGUGGAUGUAAAUUAUUUAAACAUUUUUGAUUAUGAUUAUAAUUGAAAAGUGCAUGUAGAAAAAUUGUAUUUACGUAUUAAAUAAACCAAAACUUUUUUUGUCAAAUAAAAUACUACUCAGUAUCUUUGAUCAAAAAUGGGAAAUAAUUCUACUUGGAUACUUUUAGUUAUGAAAAAAUUGCUGAUUUUGUGCAUUUUUCUGGAUUUGAAAUCUGUGUCAUCACAGAAGCUUGAUGAAUCUCAAAUUAGUCAAUGGAUGCUUGGAUUUAAACAAGAGUUAGAUUCACAUAUUGACAAAGUUCUUGUUUAUGGUCAGAUUGAACAAAUGUUGUUGGACUUUGAAACCAAACUUGUACAUGCUCCAAUAGACGGUGAAGAAAUUUUUAAUGAAAUAUUUCAGAAUGUCAGUUUGAGAUAUAACCAUGUUGUGUUGGCUGCAAAUAAGUUGAAGCAGAGGCUAGAAAAAGAGGUCAGUAAAUUGAACAAUGUGGAUGGAUCACCAUCGCCUAUUGGCGGACCAACACCUAAGCCACUUACAAACUGUUGCUGUGGCCCAAGCCCAGGACCGUUUGAUGGAAAAGUUCGGGAUACGGUUCAGAAUCAGGAAUGUUAUGGCAGCGAAGAUGCUUUACUUAAAUCCCUCAGUAAAACUGAGUUUGUCAAUACACUGAAAGAAAACUACAAAACCUUGGAAGGUGUUACAUGGCAAUACUUUGCUGAUUCUGAAGGACAUUAUGUCCAGUUCCCAGCAAGUAAGAGAGCAUGUGAUACAAGUGCUCCGCCCAUGCCGGUUGCUCCGCCCAUGCCGGGUGCUCCACCCAUGCAGGGUGCUCCGCCAAUGCCAGAUACCUGUAGCAGAGUGGACACACCUUUAACAAAGGAGUGGUAUGUAGAGAAGUUACAUAUGGAGCGUAAAAACAUUGUAAUCUUAGUGGAUAACAGUGUGAAACCUGUCGGAACUACCGAUGUGAUGUCAGAGGCUAUGACUAAGAUAUUUAACACCCUAACACCAAAUGAUAAGGUUAAUGUAGUCGUUUCUCCAUCAACAACUUCUGUUAAUGUUGAGGUUCCAGAUGCAUGUAAAGGUGGAUUGUUUGUUGCAUCUCAGGCAAAUCUCAAUAAACUCACAUUGUAUGUGAACCAAUUAACUAAAGGGAUAGGUGAGCCUGACUUGAUGGAAGGGUUACAGACAGUUUAUGGCCUCCUUGAAGCUGAAAAGAAUGAAAAUUCUGAUAAUUUCAAGACCAGGACAAAUCUAGUGAUGGUUUUGCUGCAUGCUACAAGUAAACCCUUCCCACAAGGGGAGACAACUCUUCUGGAGAUGAUAGCUCAACAUCAGCUCAAAUUGGAUAACAGUGUACAUCAUUUUAUUUACACUCUUGGUCAGCCAGACAAUGCCACUUUAGACAACCUGGCUAGAGUUGCUGAUCAAAACAACCUAAAAUUAGAGAAUUCAAGUGGAAUCAAGGCAGAGCCAUGGCCUCAGAUUCCAAACCUGGUGACAACCAAACCAAUUGGACUGGAGGGAGUCCUUGUUCCAGUAAAAAGUGAAUCUAAUUUUGUGUCAGUUGUUGAAAAGUAUUUUCAAAGGUUGCCACCCCAAGUUGAUACUGAAUUGACUACUAUAGUGCCAGUUAUGGAUAGGAAAUAUGGUCUUGGAUUGACAGUAGCGGUUCCUGUCUACAAUGGGAGCCGGCCAUUUGGAGUGGUAGCAGCGGAUGGUCCCCUAGCAACCAUUUUCUCAGAAAUUGUAAAUUUUCGAGCAGGGAUCAAAAGUUAUAUGUUUUUGGUGGAUAGCACACAUGGACAUGUAUUGCUUCAUCCCAAGUUACGUGACCCGGCUGAAACAGUAUAUAAAGACACUAUAUUUCCUAGACUAGAUCUCCUGGAGCCCAGCAUAUCUGAGGACAUGAGGAAUCAGAUACUUGCAGCAGGAACCAGUAAUAUCAUUAGUUUUAAAGCUCAGGUGAAGGACAUUCAUCCAGAAAUUGACGGAGAGCUGGUUCCCAGUAAAAUUUCAAGUUUGAGUGAAGCAACAGUGUUUUGUAAAAAAGUAUCUGGAACCAGCCUAGUUGUGGUACUGGUCAAAUAUAAGAGUGAUGAAGUGGAACCAAAAUUACAAACACUGGAUAAGAUUUCUCAUCAGCAUGGAGUUUAUCAUAGACUGGACUUAUUGUAUGGUUCUCCAGAUUUCCUAGGAAAAGAUUCUAUUUGUCACCUUCACAAUGGACAUUUUCUAUCCUUCAAGCAGUCUGUGAUAAAGUUUGCACCGAGUCUGUUUUUACAACCAGAGAAUUACAAGUAUUCUGCUGAGUCACUAAACUCGGUUAUCAAACUCAACAAGUUUAUAAAUGAUGGGAGUGAUACAGAUCUUCUAAACCUUGGUUUAACAGAUCUUAUUCUACAUACACUUGUGUCAACAGACGGAUUAGAUUCUAAAUGGACCAGCAGUGCCAAGGAAGUCUUAGAGAGAUUCUAUGGCUCAACUAACGGUGUAUUUAGAAUAUAUCCAGGGUCGCCAAUGGUUACCACAUUUGAUCACAGAGAAUCUGACUGGUAUAAAAGGAGUGUGGCUUUUCCAAAUACGACAAUGUAUCAUUAUGGGAAGCUGGGCAUAGUAAAUAAGAACAAUGUCAUCAUCAUCAGCAGAGCUGUGGGAUCGAAGAGAUUGUUAGGUGUGGUAGGAAUGACAGUAACUCCCAGAUUCCUCAUGUCACAGCUGCUCAAUUCUGUGCAAGAAUGUUCAGGAGGUAACCAUGAGUGUCACAUUGUGGACAGUACUGGGAGGGUGUUUGAUGCACUAGAUCCAAACACAAAUGGACACUUAACAAAGUUGUUUCCAUGGAUUACAAAUGAACUUGUAAUAAGGAAAAAAAUAAAGCAAGAAUGGUGUACAGGUUUUUCUGAUGGCUAUCAUAAAAUGAUCAUGACCUUGACAGACAGUAUAACCUUGAACUCAAAUGACCCAUGCCAACAAUUCAGCCUUUCACAGGUCAAGGACACUAACUUAUUUGUACUGGUCUUAAGAAAUCGUGAGAAAUUUAAAUGUCAGGACUCUAGUUAUAAGCAAUGUUCAAACUGUCAACCUGCCAUCUAUAACCCUGUGUAUCAACUUUCAAUCCCAAGAUGUACAGUUUGUGAGGUGAACAGAACCUUGACCAGUUGCCAGUGCCAGUGCUUUUGUGAUACAGAUUUGGACACUUGCCAUGGACAGUUCAAUACACAUUUAAACAAUUUUCCAACUCGGUCCUGCUUCUAUUCACCAAAUUAUAGAACAGAAUUUGCUCCAAGUUCUCCCUCACAAAUGACAAAUAUUGACAGGUGCCCAAUACCUUGUGUAGCCAUAGAGGAUCUAGAUGUAUGCGAUGGACUUGCGCAUUGUAAAGCCAGUUCUGAUAAUUACCCAACAUGCAUCUGGAAAGAUGAUGAUGAACUGAAAUCGGUGAAUAUAUCCAGGUAUUUCCCUACAAAAUCUCCACCAAGACCUCCAGUACCAUCUACCACUGGUGGCCUAAAGCCAUUACUGACUACUUCUGAUGGACCUUUCUCACGGCCGCAUCAGUUACCUAGCAACAAACCACCUGUAGCUUCUACGUCUGCUUCAGCAUUUUUCCCGCCACAGAAGCCGCCAACACAGCCGUCUGCUGACAAAACCACAACAACAAAUUUAACACCCCCUGUGUUUCAUUCAACAAAACAAACAUCAGUGGUAGCACCAGUGACGAGCGGUUCUGUAAUCCAUCCCGUUAGCGGAUCAAAAAUGUCAUCACGAGUGACUGAUUUACAAACUAAAGCUUCGGGUCCGUUGCAGACAGGAUCAACAACAAUAGCAGUGAAAUCUUCUGAUAAAAGUUCUAGUGAUUCAGAUAAAGGUUUAAGUGGUGGCGCUAUUGCUGCGUUGGUAAUUGGUCUUCUUGCUCUGGUAGCUAUAAUUGUGUUUAUAGCUGUGAAGAUGUACAAUAAAAAGUUCAGGAGACCAGGAGCUGAUGAAUCUGCAAAGUAUCGGGCCGGAAGUUCAAUGUUUGACAGCACUGUGUUUUUGAGAAAUCUCGAUCAGGUAUCAAUAAAUGCUUCAGCUCCAAAUGCAACCAAUGUACCUUAUCAAGAAAUGACAAACUAAGAUGAAAUUGAUGUGUCAAACUAGUUCACACUUGAUUUACAAAUUUGAGAAGACAAACUAAGUGCAUGGAAGUUUUGUUUUUGCAUUGAUUUGUCAAAGAAGCGCACACUUGAUUUACAAAUUUGAAAUGACAAACUAAGUGAAAUUUUUGUGUUGGAAUUGCUGUGUCAAACUAGUUCUUACAAAUUAAUUCUGGUUACAAUAAUAAUAAUAACAAUAAUAAUAAUGAAAAUUAGAGAAUUUAUUGAAUUUUAUCAUUUAGAGAUUUG
Messenger RNA from Ruditapes philippinarum (Manila clam), 4683 nucleotides. RefSeq names its product VWFA and cache domain-containing protein 1-like. Gene Ontology annotation, cellular component: voltage-gated calcium channel complex. The record is from RefSeq and is a predicted model, not a curated record. The transcript is spliced from 27 exons. The coding region runs from base 431 to 4414 and encodes 1327 amino acids. Gene Ontology annotation, molecular function: voltage-gated calcium channel activity. Lineage: Eukaryota; Metazoa; Mollusca; Bivalvia; Venerida; Veneridae.